AUGCACGCGUAUAAUUUGAGAAAGCGUGGUUGCGAGGCGCCUGAAUCUCGGUCAGCGAAGAGGUUCAGUAGCAAAGGCAACACACCAUCAGCUUCCGCAUCAGGAAUAGAGCACUCGCCCAACAUAGCUUGCCAGCCUUCCUCGUCAAACAGCACGCAGGGUCCACCGGAACUAGGAAAAUGGCUACGCAGAAAACAUCGAUUUCAGACUUGGUCCAACGAAGAGAAGAUCCAGGCUGUACAUGCGCUCAUCAAUAGCUGCUCUGGUGAUAUCGAGUCUCGGUUACAACAGGACUUCAUCUCACAACUACCUAAUGAACUGGCGUUAACAGUUUUAGGAUACUUAAAGCCCAAGGAUUUGAUGAGAAUGGCUCAGAUCUGCCGUCACUGGAGAACUCUUGCGGAUGAUAACCUUCUUUGGAAGGAGCAAUGCCGCCGCACUGGAAUUACGACUCUGAACGAAAUGCCUCCACCGUUAUUACUUGCCAGCCCGUGGAAAUCGACGUACAUGAGGCAGUACAUCAUUGAGAAAAAUUGGCUACACAAACCAGUUAACAAUCCUAUCAUAAUGCGCUGCCAAAAUGACCACUACAUAACCUGCCUCCAGUUCUACGAAAACCGCAUCUUGACCGGGAGUUAUGAUAUGACUUUAAAAUUGUGGUGUGCCAAUACAGGAACGUGUCUCCGCACCUUCGUGGGUCAUUUCGGUGGCGUGAGCUCAUGUCAAAUGGGCGGUGACCUAGUCAUCAGCGGCUCGACUGAUUGUACACUGCGCGUUUGGAAUGCCAUGACUGGAGAGUGCCUACAAGUGCUGACUGGGCACACAGGAACUGUGCGGUGCAUGCGUCUCUAUCAGAACAGAGUGGUGUCGGGAUCUCGAGACGCAACCUUACGCGUGUGGUCGAUUCCGGAUGGGAGAUGUCUUCAGGUGUUGGCGGGACAUUCCAACACUGUCCGCUGUGUACAGUACGACGGGAAGUUGGUGGUAUCCGGUGCUAACGACUUUUUGGUCAAGGUCUGGAACCCGGAGACUGGAGUCUGCUUGCAUACUAUGAGUGGACAUACUGACAGUGUUUAUGGUCUCAAGUUCGAUGGGAUUCAUGUUGUAAGCGCCUCACUGGAUACAUCAAUCUGCGUAUGGGACGUCGAAUCUGGACAACUGAAGCACACAUUAACCAGGAACCGGACCCUGACUUGUGUGCUUCAGUUGCAGUCCAACAUAUUAGUGUCUGGCAACGUAGAUGCCACCGUCAAAAUCUGGGACAUCACUACGGGUCACUGCCUACACACAUUGUCAGGCUUUAACAAACAUGAAUCAGCGGUCACUUCCCUUCAAUUGAGCAAUCGUUUCGUGAUCACCUCAUCAGUUGAUGGCAUGGUCAAGCUUUGGGAUAUUCACACUGGAGAAUUCAUUCGCAACCUCGUGGAGUCAAAUUCCGGAAUAUCUGUUAGAGUGCGACGGCGUAUCAGAGCUUCCGCAACCAAGCUAAUCUGUGCUGUUAGCUCGAGGUUUGGCAACGAGGAAACAAAGCUCCUGGUCCUGGACUUUGACGUGCCCAAUGAUUACAGCGGCAAUUAUUAA
Parnassius apollo (apollo) is the source of this 1581-nucleotide messenger RNA. NCBI's taxonomy places the organism in Eukaryota, Metazoa, Arthropoda, Insecta, Lepidoptera, Papilionidae. The record is from the annotation of a GenBank genome assembly.